This is a messenger RNA of Boeremia exigua, 1601 nucleotides long. RefSeq lists its product as uncharacterized. NCBI's taxonomy places the organism in Eukaryota, Fungi, Ascomycota, Dothideomycetes, Pleosporales, Didymellaceae. Bases 267 to 1559 code for a protein of 430 amino acids. Gene Ontology annotation, molecular function: FAD binding; monooxygenase activity. The transcript has a single exon. The record is from RefSeq and is a predicted model, not a curated record.
UGGUUCCUAAGAUAUCUAAGAUUAGGCUGCCGGAGAAACACAUGUUAGGGCUUACUACAUGCCGAUGUUCGGGUUGGUAGGUAAGGUUGCACGAACGGUUCCCCAACUUUGCCGAAGGUAUCUAGCAGGUCCACCACCAUAGACAGUUUCCCAGAUACAUAAUCUGAAGCUAAAGCAAGGCGUUUUGAGACAUUUUAUAUUCUAGGAAGGGCCUGUUGACAGUGUCCUCGGUAUAUAUUGAGAAUUGUAAAUACUCAUCAGGUAGCAUGUCCGACUCUAAACCUCUGCGCAUAACCAUUUUGGGCGGGGGCAUAGCCGGUCUGACGACAGCUCUUUCGUUGACAAAGUUCGCUCCGAUAAACUCUCCACCUCCCCUGAUUACGAUCUUCGAGAUUCGACCUCAGCCCGCAACAAUCGGUGGUGCCGUAAACCUCACGCCCAACGCCCUGCGCCUACUUUCCCACCUGGGCGCUCUCCAGGAAAUUCGCUCGUCCAGCUAUGGCGUUGAGUGCUGUGCCGUUGAGGUCUUCGAUAUCUACUCCGGUACCAAGAUUGCCGAGUCCAGUUUUCGUGGUCCAGAUGGCAAAGGACUCGGCACACCACCCUUCACAGCGCUUCGCAUAACAAGAGGCGAGGCUCUCAAGGGUGUUCUCGCGGCGAUAGAGAAACAUCCCAACAUAAUCAUCACAUGCGGAAGAAAGACAACUAAGAUCCACGAGACAGAGACAGACGUCACGCUCACCUUCGCCGACGGCACUUCAUCCACCUCGGACAUCUUAGUCGGCUGCGACGGCAUACAUUCCGUGACAAGGCUCACCCAUGUCGAGCCCUCUCGCACAGCAACCUACUCUGGAAUUUGCAACGCUUUUGGGUUUGCUCCUCUCAAAUCCCAUCAAACACCGCACUUCGAGGCCUCUGGCAUGAACUUCGCGCAGGGUGGCAUGCUGCUGACCUCCUUUCACAAUGCGGAAAGGAACUCGAUCUACGUUGGCGCACUGAUGCAGGUUCCAGAUGACAGCUUGCAGUCCAGGGACGGGUGGAAAGCACGAGGAGCGGACGCAGAGAGGACGCGUUUGGAAAUGUCGAAACGAUUUGCAGGGGCAAAAGAACCAGCGAUUGGAGAGUGGAUCGAGGGAGCGCAGGACUUGUACUUGUGGCCAGUUUUUACGCUGUCGAAGCAUGGAAAGUGGGCGACUAAGAGGGUUAUGCUAAUAGGUGAUUCUGCGCACGCUAUGCCGCCGCAAGGAGAGAGUACAGGGAUUGUAUUUGAAGACGGAGUGCUCUUUGCUCGCGUGUUGGCGAGAUGGAUGGAGAAGAGUCAAAACGGGAGUGAUGGAACACCGGUAAAACAGGCCUUCGAUGCGUAUGAAACAUUGCGGCGCGCCAGGAUCGAGACAGCGUGGGAUGAAAGCCAGAGUGUGGUCAAGACGGCGCAAGAGGUCGGGUGGCUAGGGCAUCGGAUCAAGAUGAACGUCGUUCCGUGGUAUCUAUGGUGGACAAAGGGCUAUCGGGAGAAGCAUUUCGUGGAGGAUGUCACCAUGUCCGAGAUUGGGUAUUGAUUGGGCGAGCGUGUCACAUGGAUUCUUUAAACUGCUAUACCC